AUGGCGCCUCUCCUGCAAAAACUCGGGGUUGCCAUCGUCCUGGUCGUGUCGAGUGCCUCUGUAGGCCUCUCCAUCCUCAUGCUCUUCACACUGCGUCUAGUUAGCAUCUCCGUGGCCGACAAGUGCACCCCAGGAGGUGGUUGCACUGUGCCUUCCUGGGUCCGUGGAUCGCCCGAAGCCAAAAUAUUGCUGUGGGAUCGCAUGGAGACUGCUCGCCUCGCUGAGAUCAACGGGCGCUGGAUCCCUCUCACAUACGCAUGUAUCGCUUACAGCGUACUCGCCCUCGUCUACCUCCUCAUCUACCUGUACACGCAUGUUGUUGCCCCGCUGGAGAACAUCUGGACCUGGGCUGGGUGCGAUGCCACUCUCCAGUUCCUCCUUGGCGGGGCUGGCAUCGCCGUAGCCACUCUGCACCUGAUGGUACAUUGGAACUAUGGCUGGUUCGAUUCCGACAUCUUCUCGUCGCGAGCGUGUGACGAGUUUGGGCCAUAUUGCUCUCGGCAACACUCGCCCUUUCCGCAAGAGAUUCCCACCCAACACCGCCUCGCCCCAUCGUCUAGCAACCCCAACCGUCUCUCCGCAUCAAGCGACAUGAGCGCAAGUGACGCCAACCGCCUAUCGACCGGAAGCCUCGGAUCAUCUGGAAUCACGGCCCCCGCAUACCACUCCCAGCCGAAGAACCCCUCCCGCUUACGAGAGACAGUCAUCUAUUCCGCCUACGAUGCCCACAUGGCCGCCAACCCCGAGGAUUUCGAACCGGUCCGCGAUCCCGAGCGCGAUCCCGAUGUCCCGGUCCCUGACAAGUUGUGUGACAACCACUCGGACACGAGUCCGGCCAUCACCGUCACUCGACCAAACACCUCCUCACAAGGCCACGACCCACUUACCUCGAGCACCUGGCUGCUCGGGACCUUGGGGCACCGAUCUACUUCCCAUGCGUCCAGAAUCCGUGGUCGUAGCCGUCCCACGUCGCUCGUCUCCAACUAUUCGAGCCGCCCGUCCUCGUUCGCGGUAUUCGCAGCACUCGAUGACCUGCAAGAGGUUCUCGCAGCGCCAAGCCUAACCCCUGACGUGAUCCAGACCCUGCAGACACGCAUCGCUGCUCUCCACUUCCUCGCUCGUCCACCGGCUGAAAGCCUCCCACUUACGCCUCCACCCAGCGACGAUUCCACCCCAUCGCUUCCUGCUUUGUCUAUCCAUUCGGACUCGCAUAGCGCCCUUGACCCCUCGAGCCCUCGUAGGAGCCUUCCUCUCCGCGGUCGACACGCUCGCGCCUAG
Molecule: messenger RNA, 1278 nt
Organism: Cutaneotrichosporon cavernicola
Lineage: Eukaryota; Fungi; Basidiomycota; Tremellomycetes; Trichosporonales; Trichosporonaceae
Exons: 4
Coding region: 1-1278 (425 amino acids)
Source: RefSeq, a predicted model, not a curated record